CUCCGUGCGGAGGGGAAGGGCGGGUUGCACCGCCUUCUUUUUGCUCCCCUCGCCCUCCCCAUGCCCCUUCCCCGCUCAGCUCCCCAUUGCCCACCCGGCUCCCCCGGCUGGCCCUGGGCUGCGUGGAGUGACCCGCACGCACGGGAAUGAUCAUUUUGAUGCCUGGGAAGUUGUAUUAACCACAAAAGGAUGGAGGUGGUGAAAUCAGCCUGUUCUGAGGACUUCAGCAACACUAAAGAAACACCUGAAAAACUGCAGUCUCUUCUUUUGGACAGCCUGGUGGAUGAUACUAAGGAAGCAACUGAUGUCCCCAAUCGCCUUGUGGAAUCCAAGAUUUUUAGAAAGCUUGUAAGAAAUGAUGUCAUACAGGCUAAACCUGCCAUCAUGCACUUUGGAGGGUAUAUAAAGGAACAACAUCACCAACAAGUACUGAAACUUUUGAAUAUUUCAAGCGAAGUUAUAAAUUUCCAUGUUAUUCCACCGGAGACAAAGUACUUUCAGAUCAAAUACAGCAAACUACAACCGCUUGUCCCUGGCUUGUCCUUCAUAAUUUUGGUUGAUUUCUGUGCUGAUGAAUGGCGAUACUAUUAUGACUGCAUUAGAAUCCAUUCUCAGGGAGAUGACACAUUGCUGGUUCCUCUACAUGCCUAUCCUGUGAUGAACACUUCAGAAUUUCCAUCCUUCAUUAAUUUAUCUGAUGUUUCUCUAGGACAACGUAAAGAAUAUGUGAUUCCCCUGGAGUGCAGCUGUCCUAUAGAUUUUGAGUUCCACAUAGAAUAUCUUCAGCCUCACAAAGCCUUUACGGUUCAUCCAACAUCUGGAAUAAUUCCUGCCAACGGGAAAGCAGAUAUUAUGGUAACAUUUGCACCGUUUGAAUACGGAACAGCCCAGAUGAAAAUGGAGUUGUGGAUUUCACAAUUUAACUCAAAACCAUAUGUUUGUGCGUUCACAGGAACAUCAUUGCCACGCCCUACAUUAACGAGAGCAGACUUUGAGAAGCAAGAAGCAGUUUUGGCAAGAAUACCAAAGUCUCCACAAAAAGCAGUGGCACGGCUACUGCAGAAGACGGCAUUGCCAAAGCAAGAACGGGGCAGUCCCAUACAAAAACCACAGGCCAUUGAAUAUAAAAACUUGAGAUUCCCAGCUGAUUUGUCAAAUCCCUAUGCUGUGGGAACUGUUUUGGUUCAGGAACCAGGCAAAAUAAAGAUUAAAUACUUAAGAGAAGUCCUAGGAGGGCAAGGUGAUGGAGGAGCUAUAACAAGGCAGGUGAAAGAAGCUGUUUUUGAAUUGAAAGUCAAGCAGGACAUACAAGCAGAGCUAACCAACCAACUUAAAUGGCAGGUUCAUUUAGGCAAAGAUCCAAUUUCUCCAACUUUUCAAAAGCAAUUUUCCGAAGACCGAUGUAGAGAAGUAGAACUGUACAAGAUUAAAAUGGGAGAGCCUAUUAAGGAGAAGGAGUUUCAAAGGAAGAAUGUUGAAGUUUCAGUCAAACGUGUCAUCCGAGAGAUUGGCGAGCCCCCGAAAUUCUAUCCCACAUUUGAUCUCCUGCUAAACAACCCUUGGUGUCACAGGCACUGGAAUCUGCGACGGUUCCAACAAGCUGCUCGAAAGAUUGUGGUUCACUGCCGGCUCAAUCGUGUGCUAAGUGUGUGGCGUGGAGUAUUUAAAAAUAUUAAAAACCAAGAAGAGGAAGAAGCAUUCCCAUCAGAAAGCAGCAGUUCCGAAACGACCAGCACACUAGCAAUAAGUGAUGAUGGAAGAGUGCCUUGUGUCCUCACAGAAGAUCGCCUGCUGCCUUCUGAAUUCCCCACUUACAGUUCGUCUCGGGCUUAUGAGCUGGCACCUGAAGUUCUCGGUAUAGUUCCUGUCAGGUCUGCAAAUGUUAAGAUUAAACAACUUCACCACUUCUAUGAAUUAAAGGUCCCUCAGCAUUUCACCCUCAUGGCAUAUCAGCCAUUCUGUGUGCACCAUGCAGCAACCAGUUACACAGUUCCAAAAUAUUCCCAAAUUCUGAGGACCGGUGCAGAGGAAGAGUUGAUCCCAGUAAUACCAGCGUCAGAGGAAAAACUCCAGGCACAAGAAGACGACCUGGACACCACCCUGCUAAACCUUAGAGCUCCCGAAGGUUUGCUUCAUCCUCCAACCGAUCAUCCUCUUCAAAUUUUUAAUCCUAGCCCAGGACUGUGUGAGUUCAAGCAGCCAUUUCCCUACGCAGAAAGCAGCAUAGAAUAUCAUAUUUGCCCCGUUCCGAAAUAUGAACUUACUAAGAAGUUCCCACCAAAAUCCUGCAUACCAAUGACACAGAAGAAGUUCCUUCAUCACAGGGAAGUGAUUCAGGGCCUAACCAGCUGGAGAAAAUUCCCAUCAGUUACCCAUUCGACUUUACCUAAUGUACCUGUUCUGAACAACAUAGCAAUGCCAUUCUGCAUUGAUCCCUACAAUGAAGUCCUGAUUCCAAAAGCUGUACCUCCAAUACUGAACGACUUGCCAGAGCAUGAUAAGGAAAAUGUAAUUGAUGAAGUGGCUGACGUGGAGUCUCCAGUAUUGCUCAUACCGGAGAUGGUAAAAGCUGAAUUUCCACAGACUGACCUCCCAUCUGAUGAGAACAGAUCACAAAAGUAUGGAAGUGAAAUAAAUAUAGAUUUUAAAGCUGCCUCCUGCACAUCGGUGAGUACUUCUGCACCUGUAUCCAGAGAUAUAAGAGACAUCGUGGACUGGUAUAUUCAAACUCAGAACAACAUUUUUGGACAAAGGAUAGGCGAAUCUAUGGAGAAACUGAAGGAAAAGGCCGUUCAGAAGCACCUAAUCCUCAACUAAAUACUAUGCUGAAAUAGUUUCAUGCAUCAGCCAGACUUUCUACAUUUUUAAAGUAGUAUAGCUUCUUGUGAAAAUAAAAGCUAUGCACACUGUUAUAUUUUCAUGUGAGGACCCUGAACAUUGCAAAUUAUAUGCCACGUGAAUUGGAAGUAUAAUAUAUUUCAUUUCCUCUCCAUACCUAUACAUCAGUUGCUUCAGAAAAUGGGCCGUAUUAUGUAUCAGCUGGCUUGCAAGAGCAGCUUCACACACUAACAGAGAGAAAGGUUGAGGGAAAACACCAGGUGAACAGUUAAUAUCAGUGGUGGGAUGCCCUCCCAUCUUUAUUAUUUUAUACAAAGCUGUUUCUGAGAAACCCUGUGUCUAGAUUCUUUGACAACCAUGUUGCUAUGUAUAUAUAUAUAUUGCCAUAUACAUGUUUGGUCCAUAGCUUACCCACCUGUGCAUACACUGAGAGAAAGAGCACAGUGUUGUGUAUCUUGUGUGAC
Molecule: messenger RNA, 3302 nt
Organism: Lacerta agilis (Sand lizard)
Lineage: Eukaryota; Metazoa; Chordata; Lepidosauria; Squamata; Lacertidae
Gene: CFAP221
Product: cilia and flagella associated protein 221
Exons: 25
Coding region: 190-2817 (875 amino acids)
Biological process (GO): cilium assembly; cilium movement
Cellular component (GO): cilium
Source: RefSeq, a predicted model, not a curated record